AUGGACGCGCCUUCCGUCUCCACCAGCGCGGAGCAGAACGCACCACCCGAAGGAGGUGCCGAGGGCAGUGGGUCAGCGCCCGCGGGGCAAGGUGUCGCGCGCCGAGGCUGGGGGGGAGUCGUCGCCGCCGCCGCCGCCACCGCUACCGCCGCCGCCGCCGCCGCCGAGGUGACUGAGGAGAGAGGCGCCUCCUCGCUCCCGCCCCCGCCGGACUUCAAUGCCCAGUCCCCAGCUCGCCAGCCCCCUGUGGAGAUCUCCUAUGAGAACAUGCGUUUUCUGAUAACUCACAACCCUACCAAUGCUACUCUCAACAAGUUCACAGAGGAACUCAAGAAGUAUGGAGUGACAACUUUGGUUCGAGUUUGUGAUGCUACAUAUGAUAAAGCUCCAGUUGAAAAGGAAGGAAUCCACGUUCUAGAUUGGCCAUUUGAUGAUGGAGCUCCACCCCCUAAUCAGAUAGUAGAAGAUUGGCUGAACCUGUUAAAAACCAAAUUUCGUGAAGAGCCCGGUUGCUGUGUUGCAGUGCAUUGCGUUGCAGGAUUGGGAAGGGCACCUGUGCUGGUUGCGCUUGCUUUGAUUGAGUGUGGAAUGAAGUAUGAAGAUGCAGUUCAGUUUAUAAGACAAAAAAGAAGAGGAGCAUUCAAUUCCAAACAGCUGCUUUACUUGGAGAAAUACCGACCUAAAAUGCGAUUACGUUUCAGAGACACCAAUGGGCAUUGCUGUGUGCAGUAGGAGGAAGCAUGGACGAAGGCUUACUUGAUUGUGGCCGUUAGAGGGGACUCU
Molecule: messenger RNA, 783 nt
Organism: Octodon degus (degu)
Lineage: Eukaryota; Metazoa; Chordata; Mammalia; Rodentia; Octodontidae
Gene: Ptp4a2
Product: protein tyrosine phosphatase type IVA, member 2
Exons: 7
Coding region: 1-732 (243 amino acids)
Biological process (GO): protein dephosphorylation; positive regulation of cell migration
Cellular component (GO): nucleus
Molecular function (GO): protein tyrosine phosphatase activity
Source: RefSeq, a predicted model, not a curated record